UCCGAAGAAAGAAAAAUCCACCAAAAAUAAAGAAAGGAGAGAGAAAUGUGUGUGUAAUUCAGAACAAGUCAAGGGGUAUUUCCGUAAUCCCGAAUUUCAAGAGCAAAACCAGUCAUCGUCAUCGUAUGAAAAGGCUUGACAAUUUGGCUCUUCCCGUUGCAAACGACUGUAAAUCACUCAACAAAGGGGAAAGAGAAGAAAGAAAUAAACAACAAACCCAUUUUCCAGAUUCAACCCCCAAUUUCCCCUUUUCACUAUUCCCAUCACCUGAUUUUAAGGCAUGUUCGAGGCCAAGGAUCUCGCCUCCGAUGGCGAGGAUUCUCGGACCAAGCUUUUGCGCCAUGUCAGAGAGAAUUCCGAUGUCAAAUCUGGGUUUUCCGACAAGGGUAUUGUUGGUUUCCGGGAGGAACAGUCAAAAUCUGCUAGAAUCGGGAAUUCGGGUUCUCAAGAACUCACUCUUAGCUACCUCUGUGACAAGGACAAGGGUUUUACGCCUUCCUUCGAGAAAGGUAAUUACAAAGGUAAGGAAGUUUUGUUUUCUGAGAAUUCUAACGAAGAUGAUAAAUGGGUUGAAAGGGAUUUCCUUAAUUUGAACUCCAAUAGGGGAAAUCAAUCGAAGCGGGAGGUUGAGGAUGAGAUGGAAAGGGAGAAUAAUCGGGGAAAGAAACCCAAGCUUGAAACUCUCAAUCUUUCUUUAGCUUUGCCUGAAGUUUCACUUUCUCUUACUGCUUCAAAUGCUUUGCAAAAUGAAGAUCCUCCCCCUGCUCGAUCCAAGCCUUGUAGGAGCCUCCAAUCUUUGGCCCCUUCAAUGAACAACACCCAAACUACUUGCUCUAAUGAUUUCACUGCUGCUUCGCUUUCCUAUUCCUACUCCCACCAAUUUUCUCACAACCCCAGUUGCUCGUUGACGAGAAAUUCGACUGAGAAUUACGAGUAUUCGGUUGGGAGAGACGACCAUAUUUGGAACUGUGGAGAGGGAACUAAUGGGUCUGUUCAUAGCAGGUUUAAACCAUUAGGGGAUGGAGUUGCUUUGUCAAAUCAUGGAGGUGGGCUGAAUUCUUUGUUGCACGGGAAUCGUCCUUCAAAUAAGGAGAUAUGUAAUAACUCCGAUGAACAUUCAUUUUUUCCGUCGGAGCUUCCGGCAAGACUGAGAACAGAGGUGAAAUCGGGGAAUUCGAUUGGAAGGGGAUCAGAAAAUUUGAAGGGGGUUGAGGGUAUUGCUAGGCCGGAGAGAAUUCUUUGCGAAAUCGUCUCAGAGUCGAUCUCUAUCAUGUCUCAGAUAGUUCAGGAGCUUCCUGAUGAAACACUUUCAUCAAUCAAAGAUUACUUGAAAGAUCUGAUUGCUAUGCCUGACAAGAGAGAUGAAUUAUCGUCUCUCCAAAAGCGGUUAGAGCGAAGGUCUGAUCUAACUAAGGAAACUCUUUCAAAGUGUCACAAAGCACAGCUUGAAAUUCUAGUUUCAGUGAAGAUGGGGCUAGCAAGUUUCAUAUCAGCGAAAAGUAGGUGUUCCAUUGCUGAGCUUGUGGACAUUUUCUUGUUUCUGAAAUGCAGGAGCUGCAAGAAUGUAAUCCCAGUUGAUGAUUGUGACUGUAAAAUCUGCUCAGCCAACAAGGGAUUUUGCAGCUCAUGUAUGUGCCCCAUUUGUUUGAACUUUGAUUGUGCAAACAAUACUUGUAGUUGGGUUGGUUGUGAUGUCUGCUCUCAUUGGUGCCAUGCUGCCUGUGGGAUUGAGAAGAAUCUCAUCCGGCCUGGUCCGAGUCUCAAAGGUCAAUCGGGGAUGACAGAGAUGCAGUUCCAUUGCAUUGCUUGUAAUCAUGCUUCAGAGAUGUUUGGAUUUGUGAAGGAUGUUUUUGUAUGCUGUGCAAGGAACUGGGGUCUAGAAACCUUGAUGAAGGAGCUUGAGUGGGUAAAGAGGAUCUUCAUUGGAAGUGAUGACUACAAAGGCAAGGAUUUGUAUAUUAAAGCUGCUCAGAUGCUGGCCAAGCUUGAAAGGAAAGCAAUUGCUCCUCGGGAGGCCUGCAAUAUCAUUCUUGAAUACUUCAAUUAUGGUACAUCGGAGAUUUCAACUUCUGGGGUAUUCUCAGAGAAGUUAGGAACAACCGAUACGACCAGCCUGUCGAAAGAUGGGAUGUCUCUUCCUCAAACGGGUUCCCUACCUUCAACAUACAUCAUGCAGAAAAACACCCCAUCUAAGCCACAUCGUGACUUAAUCUCUGGCGAUCUUCGACGGAACGAUCUCAAAGUCUCCAUUGCCAGUGACUUAAAUGUAGACGACGAGUUCCAAUUUGGGGUGUUGACAAAGAAAGAGGGCCUCGAGAGCUUGGAAAGCAUUGUAAGAAUCAAGAAAGCAGAGGCAGGAAUGUUCCAGAACAAGGCAGAUGAGGCACGGAGGGAGGCCGAACGGCUGAGACAAAUAAUCAUUGCAAAGACAGAGAAACUCGACGAGGACUAUGCCGAAAAGAUCGGGAAAUUGUGCUUGAAAGAGGCGGAAGAUAGGCGUAGGAAGAAGGUGGAGGAGCUGAAGGUAUUGGAGAAUUCUCAAAUAGAUUAUUACAACAUGAAGAAGAGAAUGCAGAAGGAGAUAUCUGGGUUAUUGGAAAGGAUGGAAGUGACAAAAAAGCAAGUAGUGUGAAGGUGACUGGGGAUGUUCUAUUUCUAACUUGAUUUUUGUGGAGGUUUAGCAAUAAUGUUGACUGUUUUAAUGAUUAUAUUACAAUGGGUUGUGUUUGUUUAUUAUUUAAGAUCAAAAGAGGCAGUGAUUGGGAAGCUCAAUCCUGAUUGAAACCAUUAUCUCUCUUGUCAAAGUUACCAGAUUUUUCUCAUUCUUUUAAACCCUUUUUCUUUUCUGUACCUGCUUUAGCAUAAAUGUAAAGUCUUACAACCCUUCCUC
Benincasa hispida (wax gourd) is the source of this 2890-nucleotide messenger RNA. It is a transcript of the gene TTA1, whose product is annotated as class I heat shock protein, putative (DUF1423). Gene Ontology annotation, cellular component: nucleus. NCBI's taxonomy places the organism in Eukaryota, Viridiplantae, Streptophyta, Magnoliopsida, Cucurbitales, Cucurbitaceae. The record is from RefSeq and is a predicted model, not a curated record. Gene Ontology annotation, biological process: regulation of gene expression; maintenance of root meristem identity; root meristem specification.